Messenger RNA from Harpia harpyja (harpy eagle), 1055 nucleotides. RefSeq names its product phospholipase A2-like. Gene Ontology annotation, biological process: arachidonate secretion; lipid catabolic process; phospholipid metabolic process. The transcript has 4 exons. The coding region runs from base 504 to 983 and encodes 159 amino acids. Gene Ontology annotation, molecular function: phospholipid binding; calcium ion binding. Lineage: Eukaryota; Metazoa; Chordata; Aves; Accipitriformes; Accipitridae. The record is from RefSeq and is a predicted model, not a curated record.
AUCUAUAAAAAGAGAAAAUCCUUGCCAGGGGGACGCCACAGCAGCGAGCCCAAGCCACCCAAAGCCCAGUUGCGGGCUUCCCUUUUCCACAGCUACUCAGAGGUUAACCAGGGUCUGUAAGCAAACAGCUUAAAGAAGGAGCCCGGCUUAGUGCCUGGGUGUCUCAGGCUGUCCUGGGGACCGCCAGCCUAAUGCCCUUCCAGCAGCCCCUCCCUCCCAAAGGCGAUGCUAGGCAAACAGAGCCAGCCCUCGCCCUCUCCCCAUGCAGCGAGGAGCCCGCUGCGGGGACGGACUGGACCGGGGCUGGGGCUCAGAGGCAUCGCAGAAGAGGGUGUUUCGCUUCAGACGGGCGCAGAGCCAUAUAUAUAUAAACCCUGGAGCAGCGGCCCAGGAGGAUUGUUAAGCACACCCACACCUCGGCUACGCUUGGCAGCGCGGCGAGGUGCUGCCGGCCAUCCCGGCGGCUGAACCCCGGCGUACAGGAACACGGGAGCGAUCUGCCCAUGGGCUCCCGCCUGCUGCUGAUGCUGAUGCUGCUUCAGGCAGUUUGGAAAGGUGCUCUGGGAAAAUCCCAUUCACUGCACACCCGAGGAAUCAUCGAAUUGGCAGGAGCUAUAUCGUGUGGCACGGGACGGUCUCCUUUGGCAUAUAUUGGCUAUGGAUGCUACUGUGGACUGGGAGGACAAGGCUGGCCUAAAGAUAAAACAGACUGGUGCUGCCACAGGCACGACUGCUGCUACGACAAGGCAGAGAAGGAAGGCUGCAGCCCCAAGGUGCAGCAGUACCGGUGGGCAUGUGAGCAGAACGCCGUGCGGUGCGAUAACCUGACAGACCGGUGUGAAAAAAUGGUGUGCCUGUGUGACCAAGAAGCAGCCAAAUGCUGGGGAGCAGCGCCGUACAACCCACACUUCAUCCUCUGGCCAGACUUCUUAUGUGGACAGACUCAUCCCACAUGCCAUUUCAGAUAUGGGGGGGCAGAGUAGUCUUUUUAGGACCUUUCUUCUAACCCUUUGAAUCUGAAUGUGCUGGAAUAAAAUUUGACCUCUUUUACCUGA